Molecule: messenger RNA, 2327 nt
Organism: Ixodes scapularis (black-legged tick)
Lineage: Eukaryota; Metazoa; Arthropoda; Arachnida; Ixodida; Ixodidae
Product: bcl-2-like protein 1
Exons: 2
Coding region: 235-981 (248 amino acids)
Biological process (GO): regulation of apoptotic process; intrinsic apoptotic signaling pathway in response to DNA damage; extrinsic apoptotic signaling pathway in absence of ligand
Cellular component (GO): mitochondrial outer membrane
Molecular function (GO): protein homodimerization activity; protein heterodimerization activity
Source: RefSeq, a predicted model, not a curated record
AGAACAGGUUGGUGCUUUGGCCCUAAGCGCAAAUCGGCGGCUUUGUCGCGCUUUUUCGGAUUUGGCGGGUGCAAGUCUGGACAUGACUCAUACACCACCUUGGCGGCCGAUCGGACCACCGCCAGUGCUGCUCGUAUCGUCGCCGCGCGUCGGUUGUCUUCGUUCGUCUCGCCGCGGCACGUUCGCGUCUAUGAUCCGUUAGCGCGUUUCUCUCCGUUCAUCCCGAAAGGCAACAUGGCGCGAAAGAUCGUCGAAGUCCAAGCGUCCGGAGACGCAGCGGCCGCCAGCGGUAGCGCAGGAGCGCCGCAACAGCCCCGGCCCAACCUGCUGCCGCUUCAGACGCACCUGAGCAUUCCGCUGCUGCUGCCGACCCCGACCCGCGAAGAGACCCAAGAAGAGGGGCGCGUGCUGCUGAGCACCUUCAUUGACUACCAAGUGGCGCAGGAGGGCAUGGAGCACCCCGAGGCCUUGGGGGACAUGGUGUACUCGCAAACCCUGGAGGGGGCCGAGGCAGCCCAGGCACCCCCCAGCCGCGAGGAGGUGCUUCUCGCACACCCCGUAUACCGCCGCGUGGGCCGGGAGCUGCGGGACCUGGCGGAGCGCUUCUCGUACAGCCCCGAGCGCAGCCGGGUGCGCCAGGAGGCGGACGCCUUGGACCUGUCGACCCUGACCGGGGAGAACUUGAACAGCCUGAUGCUGGAGCUGUUCCACGAUGGCUUCAGCAGGGAGCGCCUGGUCACUUUCUUCUUCUUCUGCAGCGACCUGAUCCUCAGGGCCCUGCGCACGUCCCUGGGCGCCUGCCUGCGUACGCAGGUAGUCCUCUGGGUCUGGGCCUUCCUCAGGGACAACGUCUGCGACUGGGUGCUUCAGAGGGGUGGCUGGGAGGUGGUGCUCACCAGCUACCUGCCUAGUCUUGUUGUGACCGCUGCAGGCGUCGCCGUCUGUGCCGCUGCCAUUUUCUACAUCUGGAAGAACUGGUGACUGUUUGGCCGGCGGCCACGCGCUUGUGUUAGAAGUGCCAAGGACGUAUGACGGGUGACUCACCACCACUUUUGAUCUCUUUUCGUGCGGGGCAUUGUCGAACUGGUGCCUUCGAAGCCUCUCGGGGCCUUACUGCCGCAGGGCCAAGUGCAAGAAGUGUGCGGGCAACGGACACUGCCGUGCGGAGGGAUUUUGGAGGCCACUUCGCUUAGUCCCCCCUUUUUUCCUCCCCCCCUCUCGCGCUUGUGUGGUGAGUGAGCAUAGUCGCUUUUUUUUUUUAUGCUUUCAUAUUUAUGAGCUGCUUUAUGCUUUACUUGAAGACUGAUCUGUUUUGCCACUAAUUUAUGCGAUGCUUUGAACUGUCUUUUUUGUUUGCUUAGAUUUAUUUUUCUUUGUAUUCGUGUGAGUGCUACUUCAGGAAGUGUUCUUGUUGUGUGUCACAUUUUAUGCUCAAUGUGAGAGGUCUAUUUUCAGCGACAUUUUUUAAUAAGAGUUCUCUCAGAGUGCUGGUUUCACGUUACUCUUUAAAUAACUGACAGAGAAGCAUUGCUUUUCGAAAAAGAAAAAAAAAGUUUGGAAGGUUUCACAUUUAAUGGACCUCAUUUCAAGCGUUCCAAGUUCUUGCACGCAUUUGAGCGUUUAGAUGCUAAUUUAACUUUACCAUUUUGAGUUUGUUUCAAGGUGUCCAACUGGCCAUUAUUUAUCUUUGCAGUGUUUUUCUUGGCUGACAACAUCUUGUUUACUGUUUGUGUGCAUCAACUCUUGCCUUCACAUCACAACACUUGCUCCUGACUGCCUCGCUUAGCGUGCUUCAGAACACUUUAUGGCUCAAACUUGUUUUUAAAAAUGAUGCCUGCCUUUUAAGGUGAUGACAGUCCUCGCCCAUUCUUAUCUGCUCAUCGAUAUGAUUGUGUGAGAGGAGGCUCGUCCCCAAAUGUGCAUGCUCAGAAUUGAUUUGCUCCAUUGGAUGUUCCUUUAACAUCCUGCCACCAUUAUUAUGAGGGGCAGUGCGGAGAAGACGAUGGGGAGGUUUUUACAGGCCGAGCAGCGGGCCUGUCAUGUGCCUUUGCUAGUUGCUCAUGUUUUCACAGUAUUGGGUCACAUGGUUUGAUGAAAGGAAUGCAGGAUUGGAGUUUUAAAUCUGCCAGAAUUCCAGUUCUGUCUACUCUGACACUGCCAGUUUAUGUUUGUCUGUGGUGUGGAGUUUUGAUGGAGUGACAACUUUUGUACCAUACGAAAUGUUAUUUUUUUAUAUCCCUCAGAUAUGUGUUGCCAAUAAACAAGAAACCUUGAUACGUCCUUUUGGUGCUUUUUUUAUCAAUAAAUGGAAGUUUUUUAAAUCUUUA